Messenger RNA from Syzygium oleosum, 722 nucleotides. Its product is annotated as gibberellin 2-beta-dioxygenase 8-like. NCBI's taxonomy places the organism in Eukaryota, Viridiplantae, Streptophyta, Magnoliopsida, Myrtales, Myrtaceae. Bases 1 to 669 code for a protein of 222 amino acids. The record is from RefSeq and is a predicted model, not a curated record. The transcript has a single exon.
AUGGGUUUGGUACGUGAAAUUAGGAAACAGGGAGACUGCAUUUAUGAAGUGACAAGUGGAAUGCUCCAACUAAGAAGCAAGACAAAGCUAAUUAGAAGGACGAUCUGGGUCGUUGAUUAUGUAUUGAAGCUCCAGGAAAAAGAAGAAACCGUCAUCAUGGAUUUUGAACCACCAUUUCAGGAGAACUAUAAGACCCUUUUGCAGAACAAAUCUGACAAAUUAGAUGAUGAAAAUGGUGAUCGACAACCACCACCACAACCCAUGCUUAUUGAGCACUGUGAGUUACCUCUCAUUGACCUGAGCCAUCUACAAACUCGAGGGUCAUCAGUUGUGAGAGCAAAGUGCAGGCGGAACAUUGUGGAAGCUGCACGAAAAUGGGGUUUCUUUCAAAUAGUGAAUCAUGGGUUCCCCGCAGAGAUAUUGGAGAGCAUGAAGCAUGAGCAGACAAAGCUCUUCAGAUUGCCAUUUCAGAAGAAAGCUGAGCUCAGUUUCUUGAAUUUGUCGUCGUCGUCAUCGCCGACCAAGAGUUACCGUUGGGGAAACCCGCGGGCCACUUGCUUGAAGCAGCUUCCUUGGUCUGAAGCCUUCCAUAUACCUUUUGCAAACAUCUCAAGAAUGAAAGGGAAUGACAAUUUCAGGUAUGGAAUAUCUGUUUUAGACACACAAUGAGUUAAUCUUCCUUUUCUUCGUAGAGCGACUUUCUAUGGCUAUUGUUAGAAUAA